This is a messenger RNA of Leptonychotes weddellii (Weddell seal), 2889 nucleotides long. The record is from RefSeq and is a predicted model, not a curated record. Lineage: Eukaryota; Metazoa; Chordata; Mammalia; Carnivora; Phocidae.
CCUGGGGCGGCCGCAGCUGGCCCCCGGGCCGCGGGCUGUCGUUCCCCGUAGGACGAGACCGGGAGCCGCGGAGAGUUAGACUCUGGAGGCUCUGCGGGGGCGACCUGGUGGCGCUGUUAACGCUGCCCCGUGGGCUAGCGCAGGGGAAGACCGAGAACGAGGAGCCCCUGGGUCGGGAACAAACAGGUGCACACAGACUUGUGCUCUGCUGGGGGGUGCGAAAUGGUGCAGCUGCUGCGAAGGCAGUCUGGAGGUUCCCCAAAAAAUUAGGAAUAGUAGCACAUGACCCAGCGAUCCCCUGCCCCGGGCGGGCGCCCUAGAGAAGUGAGAGUGAGGGCAGGGCCGCACGCCCCGCUUGCACGGCCCUGUUCGGGAAGCCCCGUUCGCAGUCGCCCGCCAUCCGUGUGGGCUGCCCUGCAGCGCGCCGAGUUAGCCUUGCGGAGGGAGGCUCUGCUGCCCCAUGGCCCAGCCUCAGCCACGUGAUGCGAAGGACGCCAGUCACAGAAGGGCAACUAGCGCAUGAUUCCGUUUAUGUGAACCGUCCAGAGUAGGCCAACUGACACAGCCAGCCAGCAGACCUGCGGUGACCAAGGGCUGUGGGAGGGGGAAUGGAGACCAAGUGCUUAGUCAGGGUUUCUGUUUGGAGCCCGGAGGAAGUUGUGGACGGCCAGGAUGAUGACCGUGCAGUAUUGGGAAGGUACUUAACGCCCCUGAAUUGGACACUUGAAAAUAGUCACAGGACAACGUCUAUGUUGUGAUCUUUUUUGCCACAAUAAAAUGAAACGGACAGAACGUGUUUGCCACAGACCUGCACAAUAGCCAGUGUUACGGGAAAUUCUUCAGGCGGAAGGGAGAUGAUGUGGCGCGGAGACACAUACAUGCAGAGGGCAGGAAGUGGAAGUUUGCUAGUAAAUGUUAACCCUCCUUCCUUACAUCCUCUAAAAUGAAGAGUUACGGCAAAAAAUAAUAAAAGUGUGAAUAGUAACAAUGAUAACAUACCAUCAGCGCUCACUGCGGCAGAGACUGGCAUGGCCCCUGCACCAGGAUGACACACAAAUUCAUGAAGUUUUCCAUAAAAAAUAAUUGUGGCUUAUCCCACAUGUAGAAGCAAAACAUAUGCCAACAAUGAUGCGAGGGCUUCACAGGCGCUGUCUGCUGGAGGUAACCGCCCACGACCCGCCUCCAGGGGUGUCUGGACAAGCUGUCCGGUCCAGGGGUGGCGGAGAGGAGAGCCCGGCCACUUGCCAAGAGGAUGCACGGUGUGGAGAUUUGUCUCCUAGGGCUGAGAAACUGAGCAAUGGCAUCUGCCUUUGAGAGCGUGAUCAAGAGUGUGGUCCGGGAGCUGGACCACAGCGGCGAGCUCAUCCCCGUGGACAGCCUGCGGAGCUCCACCAGCUUCCAGCCCUACUACUUGUUGGGAAGGAAGCUCUCGAGAUCGUGGUUCUGGAAACCCCGCUACAAGAGCAUCAACCUGUCUAUCAGGGACAUUCUGGAGCCUGAUGCCCCAGAACCAGCUGUGAAACAAAGUGCGCCCAUCCACGUCUACGACUCCAUGGACGGGGAGCUGCAAGGCAGCGGGGAGCUGGAAGCCCCAGGACAGGGGAGGUUUGCAGGCGGGGCGGCGGUGUUUGAUAACUUCAGCAUCUCGAUGAACGUGCGUACACUGCAAGUGGACCCCAACAUCUGGGACGCCAUGAAGCAAGAGCGGCGCCUGCGGCAGCCCGAGCACAAGGUCCUACAGCAGCUGCGGAAUUGUGGGAACGACGUGUUCGUGGUGACGGAGGUGCUGCAGACGCAGAAGGAGGUGAAGGUCACCCAGACCCGUAAGCAGGAGGGCUCUGGCCAGUUUGCACUGCUUGGAGCCAUAUCUUUGCAGGGCCAAGGCCAGGGCCACCGGAGCCGGAAGAAGACAGUCACCAUCCCCUCAGGCAGCAUCCUUGCCUUCCAGGUGGCCCAGCUGCUUAUUGACUCAGACUGGGAUAUCCUCCUCUUCCGGGACAAGAAGCACAAGAAGCAGAGGACCUUCGGGCUGCCCAAGAAAGGCCACCAGCUUACAAGAGGCGCAGGCAGCCAGUCACUGCUCUCCGGAUGCUUCAAAAUACAGUCGGACGGGUUUGCGAAGGACUGGUCGGCGGUCACGGGAGACUUCCGGGGCCUGCAGGCAGAGGUGGGGGCCCAGGCCCACGUCCUGCAGGGCUUGUCCAAGGAACUGUGCGAGCGGCUGCUGGCAGGCCUGGUGCAGGUGCUUCGGGAAGAGCCAGCCCUGCAAACCCUGGAGGACGCGCUGGAACAGGGCCUGUGCUGUGGGUCGGUGGCCCCCCUGGAUGGUCCAGUGGACGCCCUCCUCGAGUGCCUGGUGCAGAGCUCCGGAGAGCUGGAAACGCACCUGGCCGGCCCCAUCCUCUACCUGGUGGAAGCGCUAGCUGUGCUGAGUGAGAGCCAGCAUGAGCUGCUCGUGGAGAUGCUGGAGACAGAAGGCCUGUCCGGGCAGCUCAAACUGCAGGUGGGGAGCGUUUUGGAGCAGAGCACCCCCUGGCAGGAGCGCAGGCAUGUGUCCCUGCCACAAGAGCUCCUGGGGAGCAGCUGGGACCCAGAGGCACCUGCCUGGGUCCUGCUGGAGGAAUGCGGCCUGGGGGUGCAGGUGGACGUUCCCCAGGUGUGCUGGGAGCCCCAGGCCCAGGGCCGCACGUGUGCACUCUACGCCUGCCUGGCUCUGCUGUUAGGCCUGAGCCAGGACUGCUGUUAGGGUGGAGCCUGCUCGCCUGGGCAGCUCUGCGGGGUGGGGAGCCCACCCGCUGCCAACCCUGGGAGGCCGAGAGCCCAACCUGGCCUGCAGCCAGUUCAUCCUGGGAGUUGGGGAAAGCCAAUAAAUGUGAUGUACAAAGGAAA